AUGCAGGAAACCGAUGUCUGGGUCUGCGCUACUGUAGUCUCAAUUAUAGAUGAGUGGUGGUACAACUCAUGCAGAAGAUGCACAAGCAAAAUGGAGGAAGCAAAUGGGGAAUUAAAUUGUAGCAAAUGUUCUCAUAAAUUUGGCAUUUUCCGCUACAAGAUUCACUUUGGUGUCCAAGAUACUUCUGCACCGGCCACUUUAAUUGCUUGGAACAAUGAAUGUGAACCUAUAAUUGGCAAGCCAUGUGAUGCAUUGAGGCGUGAAAUCAUGCAGAAGAAUUCAAAUAGCAUUGAACUGCCGGAGGAAAUAGACAGUAUGAUUCACAAAUCAUAUCUCUUCAAGGUGCGCAUUAGAGCAAACAGGCGUAAAUUCGGGGAUGGUGAUGCAGCCUUUUCUGUUGUAAGGAUGAUUGGUGAUGAAAAUUUGGUAUCCAAAUACAGUCAGUGGGUAACUGACAAAGAAGAAUCUGAUUUCUUGACACUUCUUCAAAAGGAAGAGGCAAAGGGCAAGGACUGCAAUGAAGAAGAAGAAGUGUCAACCCCUGUGAAGACUCGCAAUGGUAAAGAGAAGGUCGGUGACAAUUCUAACGCUAAGAGAAGUCUAAUGGACAUAAUUGAAGAUGAGGCAGGAUUUGUUGCCCAAUCAGCCACUGCCAUGAAGGGCAAAGCAAAAGUGACCGAGCAAGAUGAUGAAAUGAAGGACAUAUUUGAUGAGGAGUAA
This is a messenger RNA of Striga hermonthica, 720 nucleotides long. NCBI's taxonomy places the organism in Eukaryota, Viridiplantae, Streptophyta, Magnoliopsida, Lamiales, Orobanchaceae. The record is from the annotation of a GenBank genome assembly.